Messenger RNA from Dalotia coriaria, 2384 nucleotides. Its product is annotated as myotubularin-related protein 9. The transcript is spliced from 3 exons. Gene Ontology annotation, biological process: phosphatidylinositol dephosphorylation; negative regulation of autophagy. Gene Ontology annotation, molecular function: phosphatidylinositol-3-phosphate phosphatase activity. The record is from RefSeq and is a predicted model, not a curated record. The coding region runs from base 371 to 2080 and encodes 569 amino acids. Lineage: Eukaryota; Metazoa; Arthropoda; Insecta; Coleoptera; Staphylinidae. Gene Ontology annotation, cellular component: membrane; cytoplasm.
UAUUUAAGAAAGUAUCUAAUUGUUUUGAAUUGAUUUUAAGUAAAAUAAUAAUUUACAAUAUUUUUAAAUUAUUUGGAACACAAUUGAUAUGACUCUGUUGUUUGUAUUAGCUCAAUUUCUGCCGCAACAUCCAGAAAAACAUAUUCCCAAGAUAAUUGGCUGCCAUAGGUGGAAAGUAGAUUAAACGGUGUUUUGUCAUCUGGUCGACGUGGUGACCAGCACCUCAUACAAAUGUAUCAACAAAUUACGCAGAAAUUGUUCGUACUAAUGUAUUUAAAAAUGAAUGCGAUUCUCUUAUAUUGAAUUCACAAAUUUCCUCCGACAUACAAGUGAAACAAAAUAAAACAAGAAGGAUCGUAUUUCUAGAGGCAUGGAGUUUGCUGUACACAUAGCAACGCCCAAGUUGGAUGGUGUUAUUCUUCAUGGCCCUUUCCAUGAACCUGUUGAUGGAACACUAUGUGUCUCAGGACAUCAUCUAAUUUUAUCAAGCAGAAAAGAACAUGUACAAGAAUUAUGGCUAUUGCAUCAAAGUGUGGAUAUAGUGGAAAAGAGACCAAAUGGAACAAACAGCAACUAUCAAAAUGGAGGAACUUUGAUUCUAAAGUGCAAAGAUCUUCGAAUUUUACAACUAGAUAUUGGUUCAACUGAAGAAUUUCUCAAUGUCUAUGCAUCAAUUGAAAGAUUAUCCAAUCUGGACAGUCCAUUGUCUCUCUAUCCAUUCUUUUACAGACCUAUGUAUAAUAUCAUAGAAGACGGCCAUACCCUCUUCUCAUUAGAAAUGGAAUUUGCAAAGUUGUUAGCUAGUGAUGAUUGGAGGAUCAGUACAAUCAAUAAGGACUACUCAGUGUGUCCAACAUAUAGUGCAAAUCUGCUGGUUCCCAAGGCUAUUGAUGAUGAAACUAUUUUAGCUGCAGCCAACUUCAGAGAUGGUGGGCGUUUUCCAGUGUUAAGCUAUCGCCAUGAAAAUGGUGCAGUCCUACUGAGAAGCAGUCAACCACUAAUUAUCAAUAAUAGAAGAUGUCGCGCUGAUGAAAAGAUACUCAACCAUUUCCUAGGAAUCAAUAAGAAGGGAUAUUUGAUAGAGACAAGAUCGCCGAAUAUGGUAGCGGCCUGUAAGGCGAAAGGAGGCGGGACAGAGCCGGAUGAACAUUAUCCCCAAUGGAGAAGGAUCUAUAAAAACUUGGAUAGAAUCGCCAACUGUAAAGGAUUACUACUGGACUCAUUUCAAAAGUUUAUGGAUGCAUGCAAUGACACUAAUUGUACUCCAGACAAGUGGAUAUCAAGAGUGGAUAGUAGUAACUGGUUGACUUUGAUACAAAAUACUCUGAACGCUGCGUGUUUUGUUGCGCAAUGUCUUGAUAAAGAAGGUGCAAGUAUAUUGGUGCACGGAUCACAUGGAAUGGACUCUACUUUGCUAGUUACGUCAAUAGCGCAAGUGAUUCUUAAUCCAGAUUGUCGUACCGUGCGGGGUUUACAAGCAUUGAUCGCUCGCGAAUGGUUACAAGGUGGAUAUCCGUUUCAAACAAGACAUGGAAAGUUUUGUUAUUCUAAUAUGAGAAACAAAAAUCAACAACCAACGUUUUUAUUAUUUUUGGAUUGUGUUCAACAACUGCAUUAUCAGUUUCCAUGCAGUUUCGAAUUCACAACGCAAAUGUUGAUAAUUCUCUUCGAACAUUCAUAUUUCAGUCAAUUUGGAACAUUCCUAGGCAAUUGUGACGCAGAUCGAGAAAAAAUGGAAAUUGCGAGAAAAACAACGAGUUUGUGGUCAUACUUAAAUCGACCUGAUAUUUUAACAUCUCUUUUGAAUCCGGUCUAUGAACCAAACAAAUGCGCCAUAUGGCCGAGUGUUGCUGCAGUGAGUCUUAACAUUUGGGGCGAGUUAUAUCAUCGGUGGAUUAUAGAUCAAUCACAUCAGAAGAAAGCGAUGAAUCGUAUACAUACGCUAGUGCAGAAUGAUAAGAAGAUGCGAAGUAAAGUUAUUAAAUUAAGAAAUGAACUCUUGGAUUUACAUCGGAAGUAUAGUCAGUUGAAUGAGGAACUUGAUGACACCGAGAUUCAAAAUGUCGGAAAUCAGGCGUGAAUGCAAAUAUUGACAUGGGUUAUGUACUUCAAAAGCUUUGAUUGCUUCAGAUGUGUUCAAAUUUGUAAAAAAUCAAAAUUUUUCUUUAGAAAGUCAACACAUUUUUAAAACGCAUCGUGUGUUGGAUAAAGUCGCUAAAACAUACAAUAAUCUAGUCAAAUGUAACAAACUUGAAUUAUCGUAAAUGAUUGUAAAGUCACUGGAUGACUAUUUGAUGAUGAAGUUUAGAAGAAUAUGGAAAGCACAUAGAAAUGUUAUUAUAAGUUGUUAUAAGUAAGAAAUAUAAUGGCGCUGAUAAUUAUAA